Messenger RNA from Gymnodraco acuticeps, 497 nucleotides. RefSeq names its product ras-related protein Ral-B-like. Gene Ontology annotation, molecular function: GTP binding; GTPase activity; GDP binding. Gene Ontology annotation, cellular component: plasma membrane. Gene Ontology annotation, biological process: Ras protein signal transduction. The record is from RefSeq and is a predicted model, not a curated record. NCBI's taxonomy places the organism in Eukaryota, Metazoa, Chordata, Actinopteri, Perciformes, Bathydraconidae.
AACAAAUGAUCUUGGUUUGAGUCCCUGUACAAGGUGCGGCAGAAUCUCCCGUUUAACUUGUAAAAAGUUUGUGUUUUUCUCAGUUUAUGGCGGAUUCCUUAGCUACAGCCACCAUAACACGUUAGCAGGCCUGUUGUAAAGUGCUUUAAGAGCUCGCGGCUCUGAUUGGUCAGAAUGGCGUCGGGGAAGAAUAAGAACCAGACGUCUCUGGCGCUUCAUAAAGUGAUCAUGGUGGGCAGCGGGGGGGUCGGGAAGUCCGCCCUCACCUUACAGUUCAUGUACGACGAGUUCGUGGAGGACUACGAGCCCACGAAGGCCGACAGCUACAGGAAGAAGGUGGUUCUGGACGGGGAAGACGUUCAGAUCGAUAUCUUGGACACGGCGGGACAGGAGGACUACGCCGCCAUCAGAGACAAUUACUUCAGGAGUGGAGAGGGCUUCCUGCUGCUGUUCUCCAUCACCGAGCACGAGUCCUUCAGCGCCACCGCAGACUUCAG